This is a messenger RNA of Synchiropus splendidus (mandarinfish), 1239 nucleotides long. RefSeq names its product P43 5S RNA-binding protein (gene 42sp43). The record is from RefSeq and is a predicted model, not a curated record. Gene Ontology annotation, cellular component: nucleus. The transcript is spliced from 10 exons. The coding region runs from base 1 to 1239 and encodes 412 amino acids. Lineage: Eukaryota; Metazoa; Chordata; Actinopteri; Syngnathiformes; Callionymidae.
AUGCGGAAACGGAGGGAUGGGAAAGCGGAGGGAAGUGCGUUGGUCUGCGGCGAGGAGGACACGCGGGACCGUGGCUAUAAAGGAGCGACGAAGCGGCGCCUCGGAGAUCUGGAGCGAGCGCGUCACCUGAAGCAGACAAUGAGCGGUGUUCAGAAAGGAAAGCGAGCGGCGGUGAGGUGUGCGACCUGUGGCGCCUCGUUCAGCCGGGGGUGGAAGCUGAAGGAGCACGAGGCUGCGCACACCGGACAGCGUCCGGUGCUGUGCCCCGUCAGCGGGUGCGGCCGUCGCUUCACCAGAAGUUCCCACCUGAGGCAACACGCGCUGCAGCACACCGGGGUGAAGACGUUCAGGUGUCAGACGCCUGGUUGCGCCUCUGGUUUCAGCAAUGCCGGGCAACUGAAGAGACACGUGGGCAUGACUCACAGAGACAAGACUCAAUACUUCAAGUGUCUGCAGCCAAAGUGCUCCUUGACUUUUAAGAAGCGCCGCUUGCUGAAGCUCCAUCUGAAGGAACAUGGAGUGACACCGAAAUUCAAGUGUUCAAAGGAUGGAUGCCUGUCUGUGUUCCCCUCCCAUGUCGCCCGUCAUGCCCAUGAAAAGAAGCAUGCUGGUUACCGCUGCCAAAUGGCCGACUGCUCCUUUAUUGAGCAUAGUUGGAGUAAACUUCAGAGACACAUGGCCCAACACACAGUUUCAUAUGUUUGCAAAACCUGCAAAAAAGAGUUCAAGAAGGAGGAUGCUCUGCGCCGGCACAGACGGGCGCACGCGUCUCAUAAACCCGUCCUGGUGUGUCCCAGAGAGGGCUGCCAGGCUUACUUCUCCACCACCUUCAAUCUGCAGCAUCACAUCCGCAAGGUUCACCUGGAGCUCCUCAAGUAUCGGUGCUCCUUCCCUGACUGUCCGCGGGAGUUCGCCAUGCGUGAGAGCAUGACCAGGCACCUGCUUCACCAUGACCCCAGCAGCGGCCCGUUAAAGAAACAAAAGCGCUCCAAGAAGGCCUGGCAUAAACGCCUUGAUGGGCAUCAGCUUCCCUUGGUGGAGGGCAACCUGCAUCACCUCUUCGCACUGCGCAUGAGGAUCUCGCGUCGCGCCAAAGUGGAGACCACCCUCUCGGGCCUCUUCAACGAGCGGAAGAUCCCCCAUUACGUGGACCCUGAGGUGGACCUGCGCCUCCUGUUCGCCAGAAAGUCCCAGGGAUCUUUUGAGGGCAGACCUGCGACUCCGGUCCUGACAAGUUGA